AACCGUAAUAGAUAUUAUAGAUCCAAUAUCCACCUGUUCCCCUCUAUUCACCCCUCGUUCAUUCCUAUUCACACCGUUCUACCACUUAUUAAUCUUACUUUGAAAACCAAGACAGUUUAUAAAACAAAUAAAGGCGAACAAUACUGAUGCAUUUUUUCCUUAAAUUAUCUGUCGGUCCAUGUCUUUAUCUAAAUGUAAGUAGUAAAGGUUAAGUCAAUGCAUAAUUACAAAAUAAUAUUGUUUAUUUGUUACUUCUGGGUGUUCCCAAUGCGCUCAGUCUAAAGACUGCACUUGACGGGAACCAAUGUGCGCAUAGUCCAAAAAUCAAAUCAAAUCCAUUGUGUACAGUGUGGUCUACAAUUUCAAUACAGUAAUAUGUUCCAAUAGUAUAGUUUCCAUAGUAUUCUUUUUUUUCUCUGCACGUUGUGACUUUAUUUUCGUAAAGAGGUUUUAUUAAGUUCUCACUUAAAAUGCGAACGGAGCUGCCGACUUUUAAAAGAUGCUGUUUUUGUGUACCUCUACGGUACGGUUUGCUGACAUGGGCGUAUUUGAAAUUGGUUGCAGUGGUCCUUUUAGCGACCUUUCUUGCGAUGUACCUGUACCGAAUAAUUAGAAGGUACAAUAGGAUCCCUUAUCCAGGAGAUCUACACGGCAUGGCGAUCAUAGGCGUGUUGUUGGUGAUCUUACUCAUUGAAUUCUGUUUCACUGUUACUUUCGUCAUCGGAGGACACAUGAAAAACUUAAAACCCAUGCGUGUGUUCUACGUAUAUAAUAUGGUGAUGGUUGUGAUCACCCUCGGUCUGAUGAUGAUCCUGGUCGGCCUGAUGCUAAGGGACAUGGAUCCAUCUCAUGUCGUGUCCUACUACUCUUGGAACUUCCUCCUUACUAUGGCUAACUUCUUUUUUACUUUGUUGGUACAAAUCUACUUCAUUCUUCUAAUAAGGAGUGAGAUCUUUAAGCUAGAAGGCAAGUACGGGUUCAGCUUCGUGAACAACGCGGCUGAGGAAGAGUGCAUCAUGAGAGGAGACACUCAAAUAGAAGAAGACUGGAAGACCAUAGAAGAUCUAGAAGAAAAUAAGACUGCACCGAGCGCGAUGCAAGAUGGAAAUGAAAAAUCUUGUGAACAGGGCCUGCGGUAUCCCUCGUAGUCCGGCCCUGUUGUCUGACGCUAUUACAAACCCAUCUAUAUAAUACUAAAUACCAUCAAAACAUCCUCUGUA
Messenger RNA from Spodoptera frugiperda (fall armyworm), 1220 nucleotides. RefSeq lists its product as uncharacterized. NCBI's taxonomy places the organism in Eukaryota, Metazoa, Arthropoda, Insecta, Lepidoptera, Noctuidae. The transcript is spliced from 4 exons. The record is from RefSeq and is a predicted model, not a curated record. Bases 471 to 1148 code for a protein of 225 amino acids.